This is a messenger RNA of Eruca vesicaria subsp. sativa (arugula), 3078 nucleotides long. Lineage: Eukaryota; Viridiplantae; Streptophyta; Magnoliopsida; Brassicales; Brassicaceae. The record is from the annotation of a GenBank genome assembly.
AUGAACUUUCGAGUUCUCUUGUCACUGUCCUCCCCCAAGUUCGAUACUUUCUCCUUGCUACGUCGUUUAAGUUUCUCCACCGACUUGAGUCAGCGAAUUUCGACCAAUCAUGAUCGGAUACACAACAGUCUCCUCGAAAUAUGUUUGGAGCAAUGCAAACUAUUCAAGAGCCGCAAGAUGUUCGACGAAAUGCCUCAGAGAGUUUUACACGCCUUAAAAAUCGGCAAAGCUGUACAUUCCCGGAGCUUGACACUCGGAAUCGAUUCACAAGGGAGAUUAGGUAACGCCAUUGUGGAUUUAUACGCCAAGUGUAAGGAAACGGCUUAUGCUGAGAAGAUUUUCGACUCUCUUGAAAAGGAUGUAAUGGCCUGGAACUCGAUGUUAUCGAUGUAUUCCAGCAUGGGGUUACCAAGAAAGGUCUUGAGGAGUUUCGUGUCGUUGUUUGAAGAUUUGGUGUUUCCAAAUAAGUUUACUUUUUCGAUUGUUUUAUCAACGUGUGCUAGGGAGACUAAUGUAGAGUUUGGGAGACAGAUACAUUGUUGUAUGAUAAAGACUGGUUUUGAAAGAAACUCGUAUUGUGGAGGGGCUUUGGUUGAUAUGUAUGCUAAGUGUGACUUUAUAGGUGAUGCUAGACGAGUUUUCGAUGGGGUAGUGGAGCCUAAUACAGUUUGCUGGACAUGUUUGUUUUCUGGCUAUGUCAAGGCUGGUUUGCCAGAGGAAGCAGUCAUAGUUUUUGAAAAGAUGAGGGAUGAAGGUCAUCGUCCUGACCAUCUAGCUUUUGUGACUGUUAUAAAUACUUACAUCAGUUUAGGGAAGCUGAAGGAAGCACGUAUGUUGUUUAGGGAGAUGCCGAGUCCUGAUGUGGUAGCGUGGAAUGUAAUGAUAUCAGGGCAUGGGAAGCGAGGAUGUGAGAUGGUAGCUGUUGAGUACUUUCUCAGUAUGAGGAAAUCUGGUGUUAAGUCCACUCGUUCUACACUUGGAAGCGUUUUAAGUGCUAUUGGAGUUGUAGCGAAUCUUGAUCUAGGUUUGGUAGUUCAUGCGGAAGCUAUUAAACAAGGGCUUGCCUGUAAUAUAUAUGUUGGGAGUUCUUUGGUCAGCAUGUACUCGAAGUGUGAGAAAAUGGAGGAUGCUGCGAAAGUUUUUGAAGCUUUGGAGGAGAGAAAUGACGUCUUGUGGAAUGCCAUGAUAAGAGGUUAUGCACAUAACGGUGAGGCCCACAAGGUUAUGGAACUGUUUAUGGAUAUGAGAUACUCUUGUCAUGACGUUGACGAUUUUACAUUUACAAGCCUGUUAAGCACUUGUGCUGCAUCGCAUGAUCUGGAUAUGGGCAGCCAGUUUCACUCAGUUAUCAUCAAGAAGAAAUUAGCGGAUAACUUAUUCGUAGGAAAUGCAUUAGUAGACAUGUAUGCAAAAUGCGGAGGUCUAGAGGAUGCAAGGAAGAUUUUUGAGCGCAUGUGUGGUCGUGAUAAUGUAUCUUGGAACACAAUGAUUGGUGGUUAUGUCCAAGAUGAGAAUGAGGACGAGGCUUUUAACUUGUUCAAGAGGAUGAAUUCUUGCGGUAUGGUGUCUGAUGGAUCAUGUUUAGCUAGCACACUUAAGGCAUGUGCAAAUGUUCGUGGUCUUUACCAAGGAAAACAAGCUCAUUGCCUCUCUGUUAAGUGUGGCUUAGACACAGAUCUUCAUGCUGGUAGCUCGCUCAUUGACAUGUAUGCCAAGUGUGGGGUCAUCGAAGAUUCACGUAAAGUUAUCUCUUCUAUGCUUGAGUGGAGCGUUGUGUCGAUGAAUGCUCUCAUUGCAGGCUAUUCUCAGAACAACUUGGAAGAAGCUGUAGCUCUCUUUCGAGAAAUGCUGAACAGAGGUGUUAGCCCAUCUGAAAUCACGUUUGCCACCGUUGUUGAAGCUUGUGAUAAACCAGAAAGGUUGGCCCUAGGAACACAAUUCCAUGGUCAGGUAAUUAAGAGGGGGGCCUCAUAUGAAGGUGAAUAUCUAGGGAUUUCCCUUUUGGGCUUGUACAUGAACUCAUGUAGAAUGGUGGAGGCGUGUGUUCUUUUCUCAGAGUUGUCAAGCCCUAAGAGUAUCGUUCUUUGGACGGGGAUGAUGUCAGGGCAUAGCCAGAACGGUUUCUAUGAGGAAGCGUUGAAGUUGUACAAAGAAAUGCGUCAUGAUGGUGCUUUACCUGACCAGGCAACAUUUGUGACUGUUCUUAGAGUGUGCUCUGUUCUUUCCUCAUUAAGAGAAGGUAGAGCGGUUCAUUCUCUUACCUUCCACUUGGCUCAUGACAUGGACGAGUUAACAUCUAACACCCUAAUAGAUAUGUAUGCUAAAUGUGGGGACAUGAAAAGUUCAUCACAAGUUUUCGAUGAAAUGAAGCGUGGAAGCAACGUUGUCUCAUGGAACUCCAUGAUCAAUGGAUAUGCCAAAAAUGGUUACGCUGAAGAUGCCCUUAAGAUAUUUGAUUCCAUGAGACAAUCUCAUAUCACGCCAGAUGAAAUCACAUUCCUAGGUGUUCUUACAGCUUGUAGCCAUGCAGGGAAAGUGUCAGAAGGACGGAAGAUUUUUGAGAUGAUGAUUAGUCAAUAUGGUAUUGAAGCGCGUGUAGAUCAUGUAGCUUGUAUGGUUGAUCUUCUUGGAAGAUGGGGUUAUCUUGAAGAAGCCUACGACUUCAUAGAAUCACAAAACCUGAAACCAGAUGCAAGACUAUGGUCAUCGCUUCUUGGUGCAUGUAGGAUCCAUGGAGAUGACACUAGAGGAGAAAUAGCUGCUGAUAAGCUCAUUGAACUUGAACCACAAAACUCGUCAGCUUAUGUUCUUCUUUCGAACAUAUAUGCCUCACAGGGACGCUGGGAAAAGGUCAAUGCUUUGAGGAAAGACAUGAACGACAGAGGAGUCAGGAAGGUACCUGGAUGUAGCUGGAUUGAUGUGGGACAGAUUAAACACAUUUUUGGUGCAGGAGACAAAUCUCAUUCUGAUGUAGGCAAAAUAGAGACGUUCCUUGAAGAUAUAUAUGAUUUGGUGAAAGAUGAUGUCAUCGUCAACCAUGAUAUCAUGGAAGAUGCUUCUCUUGAUUGUAUACAAUAA